UUGAACUCGAUCGAAAUUUUCUACAAAAAAUUAGCAGCUUUUUUUGUAAUGUGUCUUCAGAAAUUCCUUAUCGAACGAGUUAAAUUUCAAUGAGACGACAUUCCUUGAAAAUUAACCAUUUUUUUUAUUAGUGCAUCUUGCUUUCCCUUUUAGUCUGUAUCAAAUUAACACUAACCUUCUAUAUUUAAAAACUUGUUAUUUCUAGUAUUUGACAACGGAUCUUGCAUGAUGGAAUUAAAUAAGUUACUAAAUUAAAUUAGGACUACAAAAUCUAUUCUAAUAUGAAUUAGGAGAAACAAUCCUAACUAGACGUGAAUUAAAUAAAUACCAUAUCCUAAAUGAAUUUGGUUUCCUAAUCCUACUUUUCUUAAUCCUUUCCACUUUAGGAUUUGCUUUCUAUGUACACCUAUAAAUAUAGAAAAGUAUAUUGAAUUGGUUAUUCACUCACCUAUUUCAAAAAAGGCUAUAUAUAUAUGUUACUGCUACGUGUGAGUGAGUGAGGUCUAGGUUUUGGAUCAAUCAAUUGUAUGUUGUUAUGGCGAAAAAUCAAAUUAAAGCAGAGAUAGAUUUGAGAAGAAUGGACGAGCAACUUGAUAAGCAUUUGGCUCGAAUUUUCGGCGAAAAUAAUAAAAAAGGGUUUGAAGAGUGCGAAGUCACGAAGGUCGUUGAAGAAUGGGAGUUGGAUCCCAAAAAGCUUAAAAUCAUCAAGUUUAUUGCUGAAGGGGCGUACGGAUCAGUUUACAAAGGUGUCUAUGACGGAAAACAAGUUGCGGUUAAAAUACUUGAUCUGAGCGAUGAAAAGAGAAGGACAACUCUAACAAAGGCUUUCGCUCAAGAAGUCUCUAUAUGGCACAAGCUUGAUCACCCAAACGUCGCAAGGUUAAUCGGAGCUUCGAAGAAAUUGCCCGAAGUAUCUACGAGCGGUAGACGAUGGAAGUGGAAUUUUGCUGCGAGAAAUCACUCCUGGGAAAAACAUCGAACUGGAUACUGCAUAGUGGUUGAAUAUGUCUCUGGAGGCACGCUAAGAUCACAUCUCUUGAAAAACAGUAUUCUCGGGAGAAGGUUAUCAUUGAACUCCGUUACUAAACUAGCGUUGGAUGUUGCAACAGGAUUGAGUUACCUUCAUUCCAAGAAAGUUGUUCACAGAGACGUAAAGACUACAAAUCUAGUUCUCGACAAGGAAGGAAGGGUGAAAAUAAUAGACUUUGGAGUUUCUCGAGUUGAGGCUUCAUGUCCCACAAACAUGAGUGCCGAAACUGGCACCAUAGGUUACAUGGCUCCGGAGGUGCUUAUUGGUCUACCGUAUGAUCAUAAAUGUGAUGUCUAUAGCUUCGGAAUUUGUUUGUGGGAGAUAUAUUCUUGUUCAAUUCCGUAUAGUGGACAAAGUCCUCAUGCAUGUUCAGCUAUGUACAAGAGUCGAAGGCCAGAAAUACCAAACACUUGCCCGAGUGCUCUGGCCAAUAUAAUGAAGCAAUGUUGGGACGAUGACCCAAAAAAGAGGCCAGAGAUGCAGGAGGUCGUACUCAUGUUGGAAGCCAUUGACACACAAAAGAAGUUUCAUGGUUGUUUUUGUUUCAAAUGAUUGUUAUGUAUGAUAGAUUGAUUAGUUUUGGCUAUUGAAGCUUGUAUAUGU
This is a messenger RNA of Capsicum annuum, 1633 nucleotides long. Its product is annotated as serine/threonine/tyrosine-protein kinase HT1-like. Gene Ontology annotation, cellular component: plasma membrane. Gene Ontology annotation, molecular function: protein kinase activity; ATP binding. NCBI's taxonomy places the organism in Eukaryota, Viridiplantae, Streptophyta, Magnoliopsida, Solanales, Solanaceae. Gene Ontology annotation, biological process: protein phosphorylation. The record is from RefSeq and is a predicted model, not a curated record. Bases 536 to 1582 code for a protein of 348 amino acids. The transcript has a single exon.